AGUGAACCCCAACGGUGUCGAUUAGGUUAGGUCUUGAUGUCCACAUGUAAGCCGGCCUAAUGUGUAGUUCUCCGCUAAGCAGCGAGGGAUCUGCAAGUUUAUGAGUCCCCAUCGCGAUUUCGCCCGUGUGAAGCGGGGAUGGGACUUUCUCCUUGGGUCAGCCUUAUGAACCAAGGGGGCAUGGUAACUACCGAACGGUACAAGACUGAUGAGGUAUAGAAAUGGUAUAAAUAGGAUGCUAUUCGAAACACCAUUUCGAUUAUUUUCCUACAUGGACCAUCAUCAGAAUCCGCACUACUUGUUCGUUACGAAUUAUUUCAAGUGAAUCUACUCUUGCCACUCCCAACAAUUAUUUAGGUCAGACACUUAAUCUUCACCAUGAAGUGCUCUAUUCUGCUCCCUCUUAUUGCCGCGAUGGCGCUUGCUGCUCCGGCACCAAAGCCUGAGAACUUUGAGGCUGACCCCUCACUCACCAUCGGAACCCCAGACGACUCAUCAUAUGCGACUAAGCGGGAAACGUUUGAGGCCGACGCAUUACUACAAGUUGGAAAUCCUGAGGAGUCCUCGUACGCCGAGAAGAGGGCUAACUUCGAGGCUGACCCACUGCUGCAUAUUGGAAAUCCUGAGGAGUCCUCGUACGCCGAGAAGAGGGCUAACUUUGAGUCGGACCCUGCGCUCCAGGUCGGGGAUAGCCUUGAAUCUUCAUACGCUCAGUAAAGGGAUCACUAUUUUAAGUCUGGUCUAGAUAAUGGGGAAUAUUGCCCAAUGCUCUAGGGUAACGAUAAUCGCUCGUUAUAUUCAUAUUUGAGGUGGUUGUAAACUCGAGUACCUUUGUUCAUACAUUAGAUAGCUAAGAUAUGAAGAUAUGAACAUGAAUGUGGCAAAGAGUAUUAAUUGGCAUUAUUGAAAUGAC
Messenger RNA from Daldinia decipiens, 913 nucleotides. RefSeq lists its product as uncharacterized. Bases 379 to 717 code for a protein of 112 amino acids. The record is from RefSeq and is a predicted model, not a curated record. NCBI's taxonomy places the organism in Eukaryota, Fungi, Ascomycota, Sordariomycetes, Xylariales, Hypoxylaceae. The transcript is spliced from 2 exons.